Oncorhynchus nerka (sockeye salmon) is the source of this 12583-nucleotide messenger RNA. RefSeq names its product CMP-N-acetylneuraminate-beta-galactosamide-alpha-2,3-sialyltransferase 1-like. Bases 168 to 1079 code for a protein of 303 amino acids. The record is from RefSeq and is a predicted model, not a curated record. Gene Ontology annotation, molecular function: beta-galactoside (CMP) alpha-2,3-sialyltransferase activity. NCBI's taxonomy places the organism in Eukaryota, Metazoa, Chordata, Actinopteri, Salmoniformes, Salmonidae. The transcript is spliced from 6 exons. Gene Ontology annotation, cellular component: membrane. Gene Ontology annotation, biological process: sialylation.
UCUUGAACUUGAAUGAACUUUCGCUCUAAGCAGUGGUAACUGUUGCUGUCCUUCUGACCACAUUUACAACUUGCCAGACUAGGCAGGGUUAGAGAUGUGCAACAUCUACAUUGUCUGCAGGUGGUGAGGAUUCUGUGACACCCAACAGGUUCCCUGCUAUCUGCAAAAUGAUUAUCUUCAGGAUUAGAAAAGUCCGUCGUGUCAUCGUUCUACUCUGCAUCACUACUAUCGUUGUGUUUUAUACCGGACAGCUGUCCUCCAAUUCGCUUGUGGACUUUGUUAAAAAUGCCCUUCGGCCUCUGGACAGGAUCCUCUCUCCAAAAUAUUGCGCCUGUCUCAAAUGUAUGACACAGCCAGACGAUGACCUCUGGUUCCAGAAGCGCUUCAACACAUCGUUUCAACCCUUUCUGACCAGAAAGUACAAGACACUCUCCAACGAUACAAGAAUGUGGUGGCAGAAAUUGCAGAAAGACCGUAACAUAGCCAACUUUAGCGAGGUGGUGGAGAAGUUGUUCCAGGUCAUCCCUGAUGCUGACCUUUACAUGGACGCGGGCCCUGAGCGCUGUCGGACCUGUGCUGUGGUGGGGAACUCUGGGAACCUCAAGGGCUCCCACUACGGAGCCCUCAUCGACUCCAGUGAUGUCAUCAUAAGAAUGAACAAGGCUCGUACCUCUGGCUAUGAGCGGGAUGUUGGCAGCCGCACCACACAUCACAUCAUAUACCCAGAGAGUGCCAUAGAUCUGGACAACACCACUAGUCUCUUGUUUUUCCCUUUCAAGACUCUGGACCUUCAGUGGCUACCCGGUGCCAUUACCACUGGGUCUCACAUCACCUUCUCAUAUUUACGUCUUAGACCGAAGAUAAAGGCCAACAAAGAUUUGGUCCUGGAGUGGCCUAGCCAGUCUCCAGAUCUCAACCCCAUAGAAAAUCUUUGGAGGGAGUUGAAAGUCCGUGUUGCCCAGCAACAGCCCCAAAACAUCACUGCUCUAGAGGAGAUCUGCAUAGCGGAAUGGGACAAAAUACCAGCAACAGUGUGUGAAAACGUUUUACCUCUGUCAUUGCCAACAAAGGGUAUAUAACAAAGUAUUGAGAUAAACUUUUGUUAUUGACCAAAUACUUAUUUUCCACCAUAAUUUGCAAAUAAAUUCAUAAAAAAUCCUACAAUGUGAUUUUCUGGAUUUCUUUUUCUCAUUUUGUCUGUCAUAGUUGAAGUGUACCUAUGAUGAAAAUUACAGGCCUCUCUCAUCUUUUUAAGUGGGAGAACUUGCACAAUUAGUGGCUGACUAAAUACUUUUUUGCCCCACUGUAUUAUCAAUGCAAAUCAAAGUGUAUUUAUCAUGUGCGCCGAAUACAACCGGUGUAGACCUUACAGUGAAAUGGUUACUUACAAGCCCUAACCAACAGUGCAAUUUUAAGUAAAUAAUAGGUGAACAAUAGAUAAGUAAAGAACUAAAAACAACAGUAAAAAGACAGUGAAAAAUAACAGUAGCAAGUCCAUGUUAAUGCAUAUUGGCUAUUCUUGAAUUGCCCUGCCAAUCUUGUUCUUCUCAGACCUAUGGGGGGUGUUUCAUGCCAUAAUUAAGCCUCAUGAAGCUACUGAUACCUCUUACAGAGUCACCUAACAUCUUCCUAGCGCCAUAAAAUACUGGCAUGAAUUAACAUGGACUGUCAAAUCGAGACAAGUUUUUUUCUAAAGUGUCAAACUGCUGUUGUGUACACAGCAAGACGUAUGUGUUAGUUUAAGUGUUCGUUUAGUUUAUUAUUAAAGAUCUCACCAUGAACGCCUUAAACAUCUACAUGAACAUGGUUUUGUAAAAAAAAAAUGUAAUUGCCAGAGUAAUCUAAUCAAUUUAAUUUGUCGACUUAGCUAAAAUAGGCAUAUCACUUCAAUACAAAAAUUAUUAGAUUGAUUUGCAGCCAGCCACCAUUACUGUGUAGAUAUGCCUAUUUCUGAAAUCAAUAUGGACACAAGGGCUGCUUUGUUGGAAGAAGCCCUAUUCAGGUCUCCAAUGCCGCAUUCAAAACAACUCCGAGCUCAGUGUGUUCAAGACAACUGGGAACUCUGAAAAAAGGUCAUCCAACUCAGAAUUCCAAUGCAGAAAUUUGGGCAUCUUUCUCUGACCUGAAAAUCACUGAUGUAAUGAUUUGACCAAAUGUUUUUCUCAAAGUUCCCAGUGUACCACACGUUUACCGGUUUAACAGACACAAUCACUAACACCAUGUAAUCCUUAGGCUAUACAUUUCUGUGGAGAUGUCUAAUGGUUAAAAGCAGGGCUUGAAUUGAGGGGGUAUGUGAGGAUAUAGGCCUAACCCUUGUUAUAGAGGCGGGCAAAAAGCAUAUGCUACCCCUUGUUUGCUUGGCCUUGGAAGAAAACAACAGUAAAGUAUAUCUAGGCAAUCUGGGCUAUAACAAUGAUUAACUCCACAAUUAUUUCUGCAUAGUCUACGAGCUUAUUGAAGGUCUUGCUCACAGGAAAAAGUGGUUGUUUUAUUAAAUGCUCCGCAAUUUAGAAUAUUAGUGGCAGGCUAUGCCUACGGCAAAAGACCAAAAAGAUACAAUUGAUAUGGGUCUAUCCAAGUAAAAUAGAGCCAAGCAACCAGCAUAUCAAUUGACGCUUUGGUUCAUUACGUAACCCGGUCAGAAUUUUGCAAGUUCUAGCAACAGCUCUAGCAACGGAAGCUAGAACUUAUCAAAUUCCAUUGUGGCACAGGGGGGUGACACUUUUUGGCUGGGGGACAUUAUUUAGCAUGUCAUGCCAAAUAAUGUCCCCCAGCCAAAAAGUGUCCCCCGCCACAUCUCAAUGGGAUUCAAUAAACUAUUAGCGUCCGUUGCUAUAUCAAUGGUGUGAUGACCUUAUGAUUCUAAUUUUGGAGAUCAUUAUUGCCUAAAUUACGUUCUUUUCAGCGUCGUUCUUUGAGCGUCGUCUCAGAUUAUUGCAUGGUUUGCUUUUUCCGUAAAGUUUUUUUGAAAUCUGACACAGCGGUUGCAUUAAGGAGAGGUAUAUCUAUAUUUCCAAGUCUAACUAUUGUAUUUUCAUCGACAUUUAUAAUGUCUGCAAUAUCACCGGAUGUUUUUGGAACUAGUGAACGUAACGCGCCAAUGUAUACUGAGAUUUUAAAAUAUAAAUAUGAACUUUAUCAAACAAACAUACAUGUAUUGUGUAACAUGAUAUACUAUGAGUGUCAUCUGAUGAAGAUCAUCAAAGGUUAGUGAUUAAUUUAAUCUCUAUUUGUGCUUUUUGUGAUUCCUCUCUUUGGCUGGAAAAAUGGCAGAAUUUUUCUGUGAGUUGGUGGUGACCUAACAUAAUCGUUUGUGGUGCUCUCGCUGUAAAGCCUAUUUGAAAUCGGACACUGUGGUGGGUUUAACAACAGGAUUACGUUUAAAACGGUAUAAGAUACAUGUAUGUUUGAGGAAUUUUAAUUAUGAGAUUUCUCUUGUUUUGAAUUUGGCGCUCUGCACUUUCACUGGGUGUUGUCAUAUCGAUCCCGUUGACGGGAUUGCAGCCCUAAGAAGUUUUAAACAAGUUUUGUGGUUGCAAUAUUGGAGAUAGCUUGGUGAGAUCUGACAUGUUCCCUGAGCCCACUCAGACACUCUUGACACCCAUUCCAAAUGGGAACUACAAAUGAGGCUCAUGCGCACAGUGCAAUAGCACUAUAAAAACAUCCUAGGGGUAUUAUCUCAUGCAAGACCAAGGGAGUAAUCUCUCUCAUCACCUGUUCAUGUGGAAAAGUCUAUGUAGGACAAACAAAAGUACAAUUAAAACACAGCAUAGCUGAACACCGCAGCUCAGUCAGGUGUAAGCAGCUCACUUUGUUGAAGAUAGCCAUCCAAUCUCCUCCCUCAAAUGCAUAGGCAUUGAGCAUGUUGCUCUACCAAGGAGAGGAAACAUUGAGAUCCUACUACUACAAAAGGAGGUGUCAUGACGUUGGCCCGUUGGGUAUAGCAAGCCCCAUCCCCCUUUCCCUGCCUCCCCCGUUCCUCCUUCAACUAGGCUGCUGUGGUCAGAGAGACGUCGUAAAUUCCUGAGAAGACCCUGCCACAUGGCCACAUACUAUAAGAGGCAAAGGAAAUUUUCAUUGAGCAGAAAGGAAUUUCUUCCAACUCACAGAACUUGAGGUACGAACAAAUUUCAUGUUCCGGAGAAAGUAUUAAAAAAAUCGGUGAAGAAUCCAGCUACGAACUGGUCCGUUUGUUACAACUUGGGGAAGCUCAUGGGAGACGGUGUGGCCACAUUACCAUAACGCUGUUUAUAUAAUAGCCUCAGAUAUGAGGUUUACAUCUAAUUGUUGUAUAAGAUGAAUGUAUGAUACUGUUUGUAAAAUUGUGUAAUAUGAUUUUGUACUGUUUAAUGAAGGAAAACUCAAAAAGGGGAUUGGAGUUAACUAAAUCAGAGGACCGCCCCUGAGCCCAGUUUGGGUCAGGCGUCCUGGGACAGCCCUUUUCUGCCAUUCCGAAUAAAACUCAACUUUGAGAAAUUAUCACCAGACCGUUUUUCUCCAUUAGGAGGAGACAAAGGUUGUUGACCAUUGCUGAAUCUUUUAACCAUACCACGUGGUUAAACUCUUAGACUAUCGAUACCGACAGAAUAAGAACAAGUCUUUGAUAUUAAUUACUAGUCUGCAGCUAGGAAUUCGGUAUAAUUGAACGCGAAGAAUGACAUCCGCCGAAAUAUCCAUUCUAUAACGAAACGAAUGAAUGUCACUCUGAACAAUCCACUCUAACCAAGAGGGAGAGAGAUGGACAAUUCUACAAAAGAAACAAACUUUUCACCAGCGAUCAAGACGACACACUGAGCGUAAAUAUAUAUAUUGAUUGCAAUUGUUCCCGAAUGAGUGAGCGUUCAUGUGUAAAGGGUUAGCAUUUCAAUUGUUAUAAUUAUCACUUUGUAGUGACUUCUUAGUUGACCCCCACUCCCCUUUUGUCUAACAAGCCGCCAUGCCAGUUUAGCCCACUAGGGCACAUUCUCCUAUCAUUUCUUGUAACCACAUUUACCUUGUUUGUUUGUUUGUUUAUGCAUUUCUGUGAAUUACUUAGUUAGUAAUAAAUAAAUGAUUUAAGACAAUUGAUGUAUGGAUGACUCAUAGUGAAGACUGGGUUCGUGCAGAUAACCAACAAUUUACGACGUUUGGAAUGAGACUAACGUGAGGUAAAUAAUUCAUUAAUUCGAAGACUAAUUGGUCAGAUAAAAUAUCUGACAAGUUAUUUUAGGAAAUGAUAACUUUGUAAUCUGAAUAUUUUUCCUUGGUGCCCCGACUUCCUAGUAAUUACGGUUACAUGAUUAAUCAGUAAUCGUGUAAUACUAAUUACAGAGAAUCUUUGAUAAAAACUUUAAGUCUUCAGUUAAUGAUAGUAAAGACACGACAGAGGCUUACUGGAUAUCCUAUCUAAAAACAUUGACCCCUAGUGGUCUGAAAUAUUCACAUUGAUCUCAGGCCCUUGUGAAAAAUUCUCUAUUUUUUGAACUUGUCUUUUAAAUUGAUAUAUUCUUUCUACAGCUUAUUAGCGUACACCUAAUAUGUUCCCUCUGUUGAUGAUGCUUACUAUGCAUUAAGGUUGAACCAAAAGAUUACAUGUAACAAAUAUAAAUGAAAUAGGAAACAAGAAAAUAUGUGAAAUUUAAUUAAACAAUAAUGUAUGUUGAUGCUAAUAUUAUGUACAAUAUUUAAUUAUGUUUGCAUAUGAUAACAAUAGCCUAAUAUAUUUAAUAUGCCAUAAACUAUUGUUUUUUUAACAGUUUCACUAAUUCAUCCUAAUUAACUUAAUCAUUACACCCAUCACUAUUGUCAUUGGUUGCACUAAUUGCACUGUUUGUCUACAUAACCUGGUUCAAGUAUUCAUGACACUACCCUGAAGAAGGCACAGUGAUGCUGAAACAUUGGUGAUUUACCCAAUAAAUGACUGGGAGUUUAUAUAUGGAGUGUGCCAUUCUAUUUGCAUAGUUUAUUCCCCGUUAGUCAGCACCUCCACACACAAUCAUUUUUCUGGGUGUGCACCAGCUCCUGUUUUUUUAUUCAGCUAAUAAAAUGAAAACAUUACUUCAAACUACUUUUGGGUACCUUGUUACCGUGACAACAUGAAAUCCAUGUCUUUAACGUUUCUACACACGCAAACACACAGGCAUGUAAAAAUACAGUUACUGAACGAUUUAAUUUAACUGUUUGAUUAGACAUGCAAUAAUGUUUAAUGUGACGACCCUCCCACUCUGUCUGCCGUAUUCUCUCUGUUAUUUCCUUAUUAGGAUGCUGGUGGGCGGAGUUGGGAGGGUCGUCAGCUACAUGGGAAACACCUGGGCCCGGUGUCUCCCAGGAUAAAUACACCACUUCCCCAUUCAUGGAGGAGGCUCUCUCCAUGCAGACACCCUUUGUAGAUUGUGUUGUGGUUCUUGGUGGCCGUUUGUUUGUUUGUUUGUUUGUUUGUUUGUUUGUUUGUUUGUUUGUUUGUUUGUUUGUUUGUUUGUUUGUUUGCUUUGGCACCUUUCAUCACCCUGCAUUAUCACAUUCAUGCAUGCAAAACACUCACUUACACUACUGAUUACACACACCAUUGUAUAUUAUACUUAGUUGCUUUAGUUAAUAAAUACAUAUUUUGCUACUCCUUAUCUCCACGUUGUCUCCCUUUGUUACGGGCUUUGAGCCGGUUCGUGACAAGUGGGGGCUCAUCCGGGAUCUUUGAACUAUUGGUUUGGGAGACCGUGGAGGUACGUGUUUGGUUUGCAUAUUGUGUUUGAUAGGCCCAGUAUUGGUUGCCUUUUGUUGUUUGGUUUGUGUGCUGUGUUGGAGAGACUAUAAUGGUUAGUUUCCAGGCCCUGCCUAGCCUGAACUCUUGUUCUACUUUCUGUUGGGACAUCAGUCUGAGGUGAGUAAUCUGCUGUGUACCUCGGUGGGAGAUUUGGGUAGGGUAGUGGAACUUGCUACCCGGAGCUAUAGCCUUUUUCCCCUGAUAGGUUUAGCGACGUGUUUCAUUUUUUGGAAUAUGUUGGGCAAGGUUAAUGUUUGUUAUUUUUGUGUGGUGUCUGUGGACUGAGCAGUUGUCUCGGGGGCACAUCCGUGGCUUGGUGGAAUUUGCCAGCAUGCUGGGGAGUUCUAUUUCCUUGCCAGCGGGCUACAGUGCGUAAAUUCCCACCGCAAAUCUGCACGAAGACUAGGGUUGAGUUAUUGUCAAUUCUCGGGUUGUGGUCUGGUGUGCUCAGCAGAAGGGAAGAGCGAGAAUUUUUUUUUUUGUGUGAUUAUGGCGUCUUAUGGCGUAGAUAAGUUCAUUCGCUCUCCAUCAGAGGAAUUGUUAGAUUUAGGUACUAAAGAACAGCUGUUGAAGGUCGCGGAACACUACAAGGUUGAGAUUAGUGACAAACGUCUAAAGAAUUCUAUUAGGUUGAUAUUGAAGGCCAAUCUGAUGGAGAGUGGUAUUCUUGAAGUUACCACUGGGCCAGCCUCUGCUGGGGAUUUGUCGUCUCCCCAUAACGUUACAAUGGACAUUCCAUCGGUUAGUCCUAGUAGCCUUCUUUUUGAACAGCAGAAAGAACUGCUUUUGUUACAGCUGGAGCAUGAUCGUGAGAAGAGAGAGCAUGAUCGGCAGCAUGAUCGUGAGAAGCUAGAGCAUGAUCGUGUAAAAUAUGAAAAGGAAUUGGCAUUUAAACAAGAUAUGGAGCGUGCUAAAAUCAAAUUGCAACAAGAACGUAUAGAGUUGGUUAGGGAAGGAAAGAUCUCAGGGGAGAGUUUGUUUUGGGAAGGUGACCCAGAUUUACCUAGGGGUAGUUCCGCUUUUGGUCGUGCCCCAGAGACAUUUGAUAUUGUUGGGAACUUACGGUUAUUGCCUCGGUUUAAUGAAAGGGACCCCGAGACAUUCUUUUCGUUGUUUGAGUGGGUUGCUGACGCUAGGAGUUGGCCUGAUUCUGACCGCACUUUAAUGUUGCAGUGUGUGCUGACUGGUAAAGCGCAGGAAGCAUAUUCAGCUCUUAGUGUACACGACAGUGCCAGUUAUGAUAAAGUUAAAACAGCUGUGUUACAGAUUUAUGAAUUGGUCCCUGAGGCUUACCGCCAACGAUUUAGAACUUUAAAAAGGGAUGAUAACCAGACUCAUGUUGAGUUUGCGCGACAGUUAUCUUUACAGUUUAAUUGCUGGUGUUCCGCCUCUGCAGUUGUGACUUUCCAAGGGCUGUGUGAUCUGAUUAUGUUAGAGCAAUUUAAGGACACAAUUACUGAUCGUAUUGCCACGUAUAUUAAUGAACAGAAAGUAAAGAAUGUUGCUGCAGUUUUGGCGGACGAGUAUGUGUUGACUCACAAAAGUGUCUUUGCAGAACCCCGUAUUCGGAAAGAGUGGGGGCGUUCGGAUAGAUUUGGGCUUCGCUCACCGAGAUACUUUGGUUCUCGGGCAGAGUUCUAUUCAACUAGGGUUGAACCUGACUCCCAUGGUAAAGCUGACUUUGGGCAGGAGUGUCACUACUGUCAAGGUUCAGGGCAUUGGAAAAACGAAUGUCCACUUCUCAGGUCAAAGGGUGCUUACGCUAAAUCUAAGCCUACUGCAUUAGCUGCACCUGUUCCACAUCAGUUCAUUCAUGACUCAUUUCCUCAGGCCCAGGAGAAUGUGAAAGUCCAUAUUGAUCCAGACUAUUUACCUUUCAUUACAGAAGGUUUUGUGUCUAUGUUAGGAAGUAAAGACCUAGUGCCAGUGAAGAUCCUGAGAGACACAGGUGCCUCUGAAUCAUUUGUGUUGGAGUCUGUGUUACCCUUUUCUGCUGAGACUGAUUGGGGGAAUAGUGUUCUAAUUAGGGGAAUAGGUUUGAACACUCUGUCAGUUCCAUUGCAUAAACUGAUGUUGGAUUGUGGGCUGGUGAAGGGUGAAGUUGUUGUGGGUGUGCGUCCUUCGUUGUCUAUUGAGGGUAUCGAUGUUAUCCUUGGGAAUAACUUGGCUGGUGAGCGUGUAUGGCCUGUCGUGUUUCCAUCUCUAGUGGUUUCCACUAAGCCGUCAUUUGUUGGGAUUCCUGAUGAGAGUGUACAGAGUUUCCCAGAGGUGUUCUCUGCGUGUGCAGUGACACGUUCUAUGAGCCGUGGCGAACUGGUCACUGCGCCGACUAAUGAUAAUAAUACAAAGUAUGUCACUGUUUUCCCUGUUAUCCCGUUAUCUGUAACCCGCUCAGAUCUAAUCAAUGCGCAACGGGAUGACCCCACGUUGGAAGAGUUGCGUGAUCAAAUUGUGCCUAUAGAACAGUUGGGAGAUGUCGCCCAUGGCUAUUUUCUCCAAGAGGAUGUCCUGAUGAGAAAGCGGGUGUCUCAUGAUAGUGUUUUUCUGGGGCAGGCAAUUAGUCAGGUUGUUGUACCAGUUAAGCUUCGUGAGUUGGUGUUGGAAACUUCUCACAGCGACGUUGCUGGACAUAUGGGGGUGAGGAAAACCUACAAUCGCAUAUUAAGACAUUUCUUUUGGCCUAGAUUAAAGAGGGAUGUUUCUGAUUUUAUCAAAACUUGUCACACCUGUCAAUUAACUGGUAAGCCUAAUCAAGCUAUUAAACCAGUACCAUUGUUUCCUAUUCCUGUACUCAGCCAACCUUUUGAGUAUCUGAUUAUUGACUGUGUGGGUCCUCUGCCUCGUUCUAAAAAGGGUAGCAGUUACCUGUUCACUGUGAUGUGUCAGACCACUAGGUUUCCUGCUGCCUAUCCUCUCCGAUCUAUCACGACUAAAUCAGUGUUAAAAGCUUUGACUCAGUUUCUCUCAUUGUUUGGAAUCCCUAAGGUCAUUCAGAGUGAUCAAGGAUCUAAUUUUACCUCUAAUCUGUUUGGUCAGGUUCUUCAACAGCUCCAUAUUAAACACAAUUUGUCUUGUGCCUAUCACACGCAAAGUCAAGGAGCACUGGAAUGUUUCCAUCAAACACUUAAGUCUUUGUUGAGAGCUUAUUGUACUGAGAUGGAUAAGGAUUGGGAGGAGGGGUUGCCUUGGUUACUGUUAGCUGCUAGGGAAGUUUCACAGGAGAGCACAGGUUUCAGUCCAAAUGACCUUGUGUUUGGACAUAGGGUGCGUGGACUUUUAUCUGUUCUCCAGGAUGACUGGAAGUCUCCCGAGCCUCCUCAGUCCCUGUUAUCGUAUGUGUGUGAUUUCCGGCGACGGCUGUAUGCCGCUGGUGAAAUGGCUAAAGAGAAGUUAUCAUCUUCACAGGAGAGGAUGAAGGGCAUAUUUGAUUGCCGAACUGAGCCUCGUCACUUUAGUCCAGGUGACCAGGUUCUUGCUCUGCUGCCAAUUGUUGGUUCUCCUUUUCAAGCCAAGUUUCAAGGUCCAUAUACAGUGGUGCGCCAGUACACUGAGCAAAAUUAUCUAGUUGCCACUCCAGAACGGAGGAAAGCACACCAGCUGUGCCAUGUAAAUCUGUUAAAACCCUAUUAUGCACGUUCCUCUGAGACUGAACAGUGGGAUUCUACAGAGGACGGUAAAACCUGUUCUUUUGGCUGAUACCGUUGUUUCCUUGGGUUCUUGUCGUGCUAGAUCUGUGCAUGAGGAGGAAGAUGUUCCUGGUCCUGACGAUUGUAUAUUGCAGGGUAGAUUGAAAAAUUCAGAAACACUGGAUAUUUUAGACAGUCUUCUCACUCACCUACCUGUUGAUGGGCGGAAAGAGAUGGUUGGUCUGAUUCAGAGAUUUCCAGGUUUGUUUUCUGAUACACCUACACGUACAAACUUAAUAGAACAUGAUAUUGACAUUGGAGGUGCUGACCCCAUUCGUCAGCGCUUCUAUAGAGUUUCUUCAGAGAAACUACGUUGUCUGGAUGCUGAGGUCAAGUACAUGCUGGAGAGUAAGAUAGCAGAGCCUUCUUUCUCCAGUUGGGCUUCUCCCUGUAUCUUGGUCAGUAAACCGGAUGGAACAAACCGUUUUUGUACGGACUACCGUAAGGUAAACAGUGUCACAAAGCCAGAUUCAUUUCCUCUUCCUCGGAUGGAGGACUGUGUUGAUCAAGUCGGUGCAGCUAAGUUUGUGAGCAAAUUUGACCUGUUAAAAGGCUAUUGGCAGGUGCCACUGACGAGUAGGGCACGUGAAAUCUCUGCCUUUAUUACACCCUUUGGUCUGUACUCGUAUUCAGUUAUGAGUUUCAGUCUGCGCAAUGCACCUGCCACUUUUCAGCGACUUAUGAACAGGGUUGUCGCCGGUCUGACCGGGUGCGCUGUUUAUUUGGACGAUGUAGUGCUCUAUGCAGAUACUUGGGAAGAACAUCUGUCCCGUAUUCAAGCCUUGUUCGAAUGUCUGGCUGCGGGUCGCCUCACAAUCAAUCUGGCAAAAUGUGAGUUUGCUCAGGCGACCGUUGCAUACCUUGGAAAAAUGGUUGGGCAGGGUGAAGUGCGUCCUGUUCGGGCUAAAGUGGUGGCUAUUGAUGCUUUUCCACCACCAACUACUAAAAAGGAACUGAUGUGUUUCUUGGGCAUGAUUGGUUAUUACCGUAGUUUUUGUAAUAACUUCUCUACUGUGGUCGCUCCCUUGACAGAUAUGCUGAAAGCUAAGGCUGUUUAUGUUUGGUCUACUCGUUGUCAACACGCUUUUGAAGAUGCAAAGAGGUUGCUUACCUCAACUCCAGUGCUGGCUGCUCCUCGCAUGGAUUUGUCAUUUACCUUGCAGGUGGAUGCUAGUCAUGUGGGGGCAGGUGCAGUUUUGCUGCAAGCAGAUGUGUCUGGGAUUGAGAGGCCUGUUAGUUUCUUUUCCAAAAAGUUUAACGAUUAUCAGUUGAACUAUUCGGUUAUUGAAAAGGAAGCGCUAGCACUAAUUUGGGCGCUACAACACUUCGAAGUGUAUGUCGGGUCGGGGGUAGUACCUAUUGUGGUCUACACCGACCAUAACCCCCUCACUUUUUUGAGGUCCAUGAUGUGUCCAAACCAGAGGAUAAUGCGAUGGUGUUUAUUUUUACAAUCAUUCCAUCUCGAUGUGAGGCACAUCCGGGGGACUGAAAACGUGAUUGCUGAUGCGCUCUCUCGUGCGCCCUGUUCCUAAUGUUUACGUGACUGACCAUUGUUUCGUAUUGUCAUGUUCUCUCUGUCCUGUCUGCUCCCUCCUGGUCUUGUUUUCUUCUUUCCUCUUAAAUGUUGCUUCCUGUACGAAGGUCGCUGAGGUCUGGGGAGGAGGUUGGCUGGGGCAAAUUGUAAAUGUGAACACGUAAACCCUCAUCAAUUUGUGGCGCAGAAGCUGUGUCAAUUUGGAACUUAGAGGCUGGUAUUUUGUUCCGGGGUCCUUGUUGGUCCCCGGUUUUAUGGGGGGGGGAUGUGACGACCCUCCCACUCUGUCUGCCGUAUUCUCUCUGUUAUUUCCUUAUUAGGAUGCUGGUGGGCGGAGUUGGGAGGGUCGUCAGCUACAUGGGAAACACCUGGGCCCGGUGUCUCCCAGGAUAAAUACACCACUUCCCCAUUCAUGGAGGAGACUCUCUCCAUGCAGACACCCUUUGUAGAUUGUGUUGUGGUUCUUGGUGGCCGUUUGUUUGUUUGUUUGCUUUGGCACCUUUCAUCACCCUGCAUUAUCACAUUCAUGCAUGGAAAACACUCACUUACACUACUGAUUACUGAUUACACACACCAUUGUAUAUUAUACUUAGUUACUUUAGUUAAUAAAUACAUAUUUUGCUA